AUGCCUCGCGGCCAACUCAUCCUAAUUGAAGGCUUGGAUCGUUCAGGCAAAUCGACCCAGGCAUCGUUGCUCGCGUCCAAAUUCCCCCAGAACAAACUCAUCAAAUUCCCCAACCGGUCAACCCCGAUAGGUCAACUCAUAAAUGAAUACUUGACCAAUAAACAGUUCGAACUAAAUGAUCAAGCGGCCCAUUUACUAUUCCUGGCGAAUCGAUGGGAACUAGCUGCUGAAAUUGAAAGUUUGCUCAAUUCGGGUGUUUUCGUGGUUCUUGAUCGAUAUAUUUAUUCCGGUGUUGCUUACACGCUAGCUAAGAACCAUGCCGACGAUGAUGGGACGAUAACUCGCACUGCAACAGGAGAUGACAAGAACGAGAGUAAGAGCAAUAGUAGGAGUCUAGCUGAUGCCGAUUGGUUAUUGGGUCCCGAUAAAGGGUUGCCGAAGCCCGACUUGACUUUGUUUCUCACGUUGGACAUGGACGAAAUCAGCCAGAGAAAAGGCUGGGGCGAUGAAAGGUAUGAAAUGGUGCAGUUUCAAGCAAAAGUGAAAAACUGUUUUUUACGCGUUUUGGACACUGCCGGCGAUCCCACCAUUGAAGUGGUUGGCGUUGGCCACAUGUCGAUUGAACAAGUUGCCCAACUCCUUUGGGAUAAGGUGGAGAUUCACAAUGCAAAUGUCUUGACUGAUGCGUCUAUUGAAUACAUCUAA
This is a messenger RNA of Lodderomyces beijingensis, 705 nucleotides long. Lineage: Eukaryota; Fungi; Ascomycota; Pichiomycetes; Serinales; Debaryomycetaceae. The record is from the annotation of a GenBank genome assembly.